Molecule: messenger RNA, 2072 nt
Organism: Branchiostoma floridae (Florida lancelet)
Lineage: Eukaryota; Metazoa; Chordata; Leptocardii; Amphioxiformes; Branchiostomatidae
Product: protein Wnt-7b-like
Exons: 5
Coding region: 594-1637 (347 amino acids)
Biological process (GO): cell fate commitment; canonical Wnt signaling pathway; neuron differentiation
Cellular component (GO): extracellular region
Molecular function (GO): cytokine activity; frizzled binding
Source: RefSeq, a predicted model, not a curated record
GGAGGCGUGAUGACGUCACAUCAGCUCUUUCACUCACUCCCACUUGGAACAUUUGCAACAUUGCAACAUCGGCAGUCAGGUUUCCUGCAUGCAUGACUUGGACGGCGCUGAACCUCGCAUAAAUAUUUACGCGUCCUGUUCGUGUUUCAGCCCGUGUGAAUGUAAGACUUGCUCCGCAUGACUUCGCCCAUAGCCCCCAGUCGGUCCUCCGUGUCCGAGCAUCUCCAGACUUUUGCGUCUUUCUGUUUUUUCAUUGUUGGAUGAUUUGCAACAUCAGUGCUAGGAGUGUACGAGCCCGUGAGUAGGGAAGAGGUGCAUGCCCUGGGACCGGAGACCCAGUUGCCCCGCCAGCGCCAGGAGACCGCCACGGUGCAGACCCCGACGUGUGCGGCGCAUACAAAUAAUGAGUGUGGAACAAUGAGCGUAGCCCAGCGAUGCGACCGGGCCAUUAUUAUCCAGCAACGCUCCCAGAGAGGUCUGCAGCGCUUACAGAAGGGUCCGCAUAGCCAAAGGCUGGAUGGGAGCUACUGUGGCAACCGAGGCUUUAAACCUGCCAGCCAUUGCGGAGUAGCCGGACUAGAGAAGAACACGAGAUGUGGCCACAGGAUUACAACAGAUACCUGGGGGCCGUCUUGUGCGUGGCCAUCCUGCAGUUAGGGUCGCUGUCCACCGUGGUCGCCCUUGGUGCGAACAUCAUCUGUAACAGGAUCCCGGGCCUGGUGCCGCGGCAGCGCGCCAUCUGUCAGACUCGCCCCGACCUGAUCGUCGCCAUCGGCGAGGGCGCGCAGAGGGGCAUCGACGAGUGUCGCUACCAGUUCCGCCACUCCCGCUGGAACUGUACCGGCAUGGACAACGAUAACGUCUUCGGGAGGGAACUCAGGAUAGGAAGCAAGGAAGCUGCCUUUACGUACGCCAUCAGCUCGGCGGCGCUAGUGCACGCUAUCGUCACAGCCUGCAGCCAGGGUAACAUCUCUGACUGCGGCUGUGAUCGCACGAAAGAGGGCGACCUGAACGACGAGGGCUGGAAGUGGGGCGGCUGCUCCGCCGACGUCAAGUACGGGCUCCGCUUCUGCAAGAAGUUCGUGGACGCCCGGGAGGUGGAGCAGAACGCGCGGGCCCUGAUGAACCUCCACAACAAUGAGGCUGGUAGGAAGGUGAUUGACCAGCACACCCGUCUGGAGUGUAAGUGCCACGGUGUCUCAGGCUCCUGCACCAUGAAGACAUGUUGGAUUACUCUCCCACGGUUCCGAGAAGUCGGCAACAUCCUGAAGGAGAAGUACCACCACGAUGCCCAGCUCGUGGAGGCCGUUCGCGCCAGGCGUACGCGAAGACCGACGUUUCUGAAACUGAAAAAUUCUCGGACCUUCGAGAAACCUCGCGAGAUUUCCCUGGUGUACCUGCGCGGGUCACCGAACUAUUGCGAGCGUGACGAGGCAACAGGGUCGCUCGGGACACACGGACGGAGGUGCAACCGGACCAGCCCGUACCAGGACGGGUGUGACCUGAUGUGCUGCGGGAGGGGCUACAACACGCACCAGUUCGUCAAGACGUGGCAAUGUAACUGUAAGUUCCACUGGUGCUGUUACGUCAAGUGUAACCAGUGCAGUGAGCGGACCGAGGAGUACACCUGCAAAUAAUCACGACCAUGACGUUGCAAAUGAUUUGACCAAACUGGCGUCAUAGAUUAUUGGUCACCUUCACAGAACAAUCAUGAUAUGUUGACAAGAAAGUUGGACUUGAUCGCCCAAAGUUCCUAUAGUGUACAGUGAAGCGACAAUAUGGAUGUAAUAUAGCUUCCUACUGAUGGACGUACUUCCAGUGGUAAGAAUGAACUCGUAUUUCUGUGAGGCUGAAUCCAAUGGAUAUUAUUUUGUAUAUAAAAGAAGAUGUUGUGCAGUUCCGUAGGGUCAAGCGUCAAGAGUCUCGACGUUCGAAGUGAAUCUGUUUCGUGCGACUCGUUGAAGCAAUUCUCCUUUGUAGGUAUAGGAAUAGUUAAAUUAGCUCUAUUAAGCCACAGUGAGAAAGAAAACAGCCCCUUACCAGAUGAAUAAAUUUUGAUCUGUGUUGUUUAA